GAAUGUUUGUUUAAUUCUAUUUCAGAUUCGUUCCAUCACUUAAAACCUGAUAACGGUGGGCCACACGAAGUCUUCUUGAUUUCAGGUAGAAACAAUAAUUGAAGAUGUCGAGCAAAACAGCAAGCACCAACAACAUCGCCCAGGCGAGGAGGACGGUGCAGCAGUUAAGACUAGAAGCCUCCAUUGAAAGAAUAAAGGUUUCAAAGGCGUCCGCAGACCUCAUGUCCUACUGUGAGGAGCAUGCCAGGAGCGACCCUUUGCUGAUAGGGAUACCAACUUCAGAAAACCCUUUCAAGGAUAAAAAAACUUGUGUCAUCUUAUAGAGGAAGAGUAUCCGGCUCCUCGCCUCUUCUCAACAAAGCCAAUCAGGAGCAGCUCCUUGAAGAGGUUUACCUUUAGCUUAUUUGGGAACCACUGCUAAUAGCUAAAAUGCUCUUAACUUGGAAUAAUGGACUCUGAAGUCUUUAUUUUCCAAGUUACCCUUUCUCUAAAAUACCCUUUUCUGAUUUCAUCCAGAAUAACAGUCUCGUUUUCCAUUUGGUAACUAUGGUGUCAUAUUGGGUUGCUGCUUAAGGAAAGUUGGUCUGCGCCUUUUAAAAAACACAAUUAUAUACUUUUAAAUAUAUGAAUGAUCCAGUUCUGUCAAGACCUAAAUUACCUAAGCACCUGUCUAGAUUAAAAUGCCAAGAAUAACUUAAGUCCUAAAACCUUUAUAUCAUAGUAUAUUCUUAAUAGGGUUGUGCCAACCUGUACAGUAUACAGGGGUGAGACGUGUUUUGUGUAUAUAUAUAUAUAUGUUGUUGUAUAUACACAUAUCAAAGCUUAUUUCCUUAUUAAAAAUUUCCCUCUCUCCGCAACAUCACUUCCUCAACCCCAGAAGUUAUACCUUUAUCUUGAGCUGUGUGUUGGUAGAAUAAAAACCCUUUUCAUAUAGUUACUGUACAAAAUGUAAAGAACAUCCUAAAGAUUGUAUUCAUUGUAAUCGAGUAAUGAAGUCAUCUCUCCUUUCUUGAAAUCUUGCUGACCUCUUAGGCUACAAUAAACUGUGCCAAUUAAAAUGUAAAAACGGAACUGAAAGCCCUUCUAUCAUAUGAGGUGUUAAUUCACAAGGGGCCUUUUGGGCUUCAGGGAUCCUGAAUCUAGAAAAGGAAAGGAGAGCCUUCGGGAGGACCCUGGGCAGGUGGGGCCCCAGGGCUCAUGUUCUCUACAGGAUUAGGGGAGACACCUCUGAAAUCUCCACCCUAAUGACGGGAAUGAGACAGGCAGAGUGCACAGAAGCCCGCCCAGCCGAGAGAGAAGCGGGAGCGUGUGGAAACCAGCUGCUCUCCUUGGCCAAACUUUGUCAUUUCUUCCCGCCUUCCCUUGAUCUUGCCUCUGCCGCUAGAACAUCUGUUUUCAGAGGGAAUGUUCACCUCCCCAGCCCCAAGUGGGUGGAACAAGGUUGGAAAAAAACAU
Messenger RNA from Ceratotherium simum simum (southern white rhinoceros), 1455 nucleotides. NCBI's taxonomy places the organism in Eukaryota, Metazoa, Chordata, Mammalia, Perissodactyla, Rhinocerotidae. The record is from RefSeq and is a predicted model, not a curated record.